CUGCGGCAGUCGAGUUUUUAUUUUUGAUAAUCAUACAACUUUCACCCGUUGAAAAAUUGUACGCUUUUCGUGCUCGCAAACCGGUCUCGUUCCGUCGCGAAUCGAUUCGUCACCGCCCCCAUCCGGAAGUGCGAGUAGACGCUGGCAAAAUGUUCUGAUAGUGGGCCUACACGAAAGGCAAAGGUUGGCAGUGCCCUGCGUCACAGACAAAGAGAGCCAUUUUCCCAUUUUUGGUGGCGGAGCUCCCCAGUCGGAAGGCCACCGAACCGAAUUCGUCGCCGCCGCCGAAGGUGAACCACCAUGUCCAAAACAGUGAAAAGACCUACGGCCGGGAUACGGCCCAGUUGCUACAUUCCGUCGCGGCUGGAGGAACGGCGGACGAGGGCGCGCAUUCUGCGGCAGGAACGGCGCCGGAAGCCGGACAAACCGGACGAUUUUGUGACGUACGAGGAUUCAGACUCGGAGGAAGAAACGCCGGCCCAACAGCACCAGGUCCUGAGCACAUCUUUUAACUUUGUCGAUUACGUGCGCAGCCGGGAAUCGGACCUGACCGAGGAGCGGAACGUGGACCCGUCCUACGCCAGCCGGCACAUCUUGACGCACGACAUGUUCAAGGAAACGCCGAUUGCGCUCGGGAACAUCAACAAGGUGUUUUGCUCGCAGUGGCUCAGCAAUCGGCAGGUCGUGUUCGGGACCAAGUGCAACAAGCUGAUGGUGUACGACGUAAACACCCGCAAGGUGGACGCAAUCCCGACGUUGCCCAACAGCCGCGGCGCCAGUCCAGACACGCAGUCGGGGAUCCACGCGUGCCAGAUCAACCCGAGCAACAGUCUGCUGGCGACGGGGGCGCGCCACUCGGCCGACAUUGCCAUCUACCGGCUGCCGACGCUCGAUCCGCUGUGCAUCGGCGAGAACGCCCACCGCGACUGGGUGUUUGACAUGUGCUGGCUGGACGAUCAGUUUCUGGUGUCCGGGUCGCGCGACACCAAACUUGCCCUGUGGCGUGUCAACGAGGACACGAUGGAGUUUCCGGUGGCGGCCUCGAAAGACGGCGCAGAAGGUGACGGCAACGGACAGGAAGCGACAACGUCGUCGGCAGCUGUCGCCAAUGCCGCCGCCGCCGCCGCCGCAGUUCCGCAGUACGCCCACAUUAGUCCAAUCUCGGUGAAGGAGUGCCGGGGGGCGCAAAAGAUCCGCGCCAUCUGCUUCAACAAAGAGUACCGCGAGUUGGCGCUGCUCUCGCUCAACGGGUACAUGCAUCUGUUCAACGCGGAAACGUUCUCCCAGAAGCUGUCCCGGAAGUUGCCCAACUGCCAGGAGAACGUGUGCAUCGCGUGUCAACCGAACGGGUUGUACGCCGUUGGGUGCAGGUCGUACACGCUGCUGCUCGAUCCGCGGACGUUACAGGCCGUGAAAAAGAUCGCCUCGCGGUACAGCGGCUGCGGCAUCCGGUCCGCUAGCUUCCAGGGCAACAUACUCACCAUCGGCACGGGGCUGGGGAUGCUGAUGUUCUACGACAUCCGCGCCGGCAAGUAUCUCGAGUCGCAGACGAGUGCGUCCCGGACGGUCGUGCUGAAGGCCAGCCGAGGCUACGUAGCACAAUUCCCCGAGGAAGAGAUGGACAACUUCCAGCAGAUCAAGUACGUUCCGGCGAUCUACACGCACUGUUACGACGGCAGCGGCACCAGACUGUUCACGGCCGGCGGUCCACUUCCGGCCACGCUCAUAGGAAACUACGCGGGAAUCUGGCAAUAAUUUUCGAAACUCUCGUAUGUUGUAGGACAACUAGUGGUAUAAUAUGACAUAUUAUAAUUUAUUACAAUUCAUACAAUCACACACACACACAUACAAAAGUUAAACCGUACACUUCCGGAUGGUGUUGUUGGUCAGAUGAGGGGUUGAAGUGCGGUUUGAAGUUGGUUUCAAGAAAAAGAAAAAAAAACAAGCUACACGAAAAAGCAUUGUGUAGAAUUAAGCUUUAUUUGCUUUGUUUUUAGUUUAGUUACUUUUUAGGUUUAAUGAAUUUAAUUAUCAAAAUUUGUAGUUGGAACGAUCUCAAACAACUGAUUUUCUUUCUUUCUGCUGAAUAAACUUAUUAUUGGCAAUAGCUUUGUACGGAGCUCGGGAGAGUUGCCCAUUUUUUUCGUGGCCCAGGAAAAAAAUACUGUUCGAUUUAACCCUUUAACCCUCUACAGCCCCAUUUUUUUCGAUUUUUUUUUAUUUUUCCCGUGUUCAGGAGGUCAUUUUGAGCAACUUUUAUUCUACGAAAAACUUUACUUCUCUUGUUUUAUGUUUUUCUUGUUUCAUUUUUAGUAUUUUAAUUUGCAUUUAUCUUGUUUAGUUUAUGUUUGUUUUUGGUAGUAUUUGACCUAUUCUACCACCUCCUAUCAUUACAUUUUGCCUAUCUGAUUUUUUUCCUGUUUUUACAGUCACUUUUUCAAUUUUUUGCUUAUUAUUUCACAUGUUCUGCUAUAGAAUGGCGCCAUUAUCAUUUAAAUUGUAAAACAAUACGUAGAGGCAUAGUCUGGGACACUACAAAAAUUACUGCAUAUUUCAAUUUACUGAAAAUAUAGGAAAUGUUAGUAACAAAAACAGCCAAAGUUGACCCCUAAAAAAAUGACAUUUUUAAAAACAUGGACAGUCACAUAAAACAAGUCAAACUUCCAACCCAUAAAUUUUCUAUAAUUUUAAGAGUUCUUCUUUCCAAUGCUUUUUAGAGAUCAAAAAUUGGAUGAAUAUGGAUUUUUGACGAUUUUUUAAAUCAAAACCCGUCUAGAGGCGGGGUUGGGUUGUA
Molecule: messenger RNA, 2794 nt
Organism: Culex pipiens pallens (northern house mosquito)
Lineage: Eukaryota; Metazoa; Arthropoda; Insecta; Diptera; Culicidae
Gene: DCAF12
Product: DDB1- and CUL4-associated factor 12 homolog
Exons: 3
Coding region: 301-1755 (484 amino acids)
Cellular component (GO): Cul4-RING E3 ubiquitin ligase complex
Molecular function (GO): protein binding
Source: RefSeq, a predicted model, not a curated record